Messenger RNA from Mercenaria mercenaria, 1226 nucleotides. RefSeq lists its product as uncharacterized. Gene Ontology annotation, molecular function: oxidoreductase activity. The transcript has 10 exons. The record is from RefSeq and is a predicted model, not a curated record. Bases 62 to 1147 code for a protein of 361 amino acids. Lineage: Eukaryota; Metazoa; Mollusca; Bivalvia; Venerida; Veneridae.
UUGAUAACCGGUGUAAGGAAUUUAUGAUAUAUUGUGUCGGAGACUUGUCAAACGAAUUGUAAUGGCGUUAUUUAAUGGUUCUGUAGUGCCGCUGGAAGAGUUUCAUGCGUUCAUUGUACGUUGCAGCAAAUCCGUUGGCAUAUCUGACAAUCAUGCAGAAAGUCUAGCUGAAAUGCUGGUAUCGGCAGAUUACAGAGGCCACUAUAGCCAUGGUCUGAAAAACCUAGAGAGGUACCUUAUCUGUGUACGGAAAGGUAUAAUAUCCGGGGCAGGUACACCAGAGAUUGUCAAACAGACCGCAGCAACCGCAUUAGUGGAUGGGCAUAAAUUACUGGGUCCUGUCAUUGGCAAUUUUUGCAUGGAUUUGGCAAUGGAGAAGGCAAAGACUGCAGGAAUUGGUUGGGUGUCUGUCAGAGGUUCAAACCAUUAUGGAAUGGCGGCGCUGUAUGGGCUUCGAGCUCUAAAGCAGGGGAUGCUCGGCAUUGCUCUUACAAACACAUCGCCAGGAAUGGCACCAACACGAGCGAAAGAAAAUAUACUUGGUACUAAUCCAAUCUGUGUAGCUGCUCCAGCGAAAGAUGGAGACGGAUUUAUGUUAGAUAUGGCCACAAGCGCUGUGGCUUACGGCAAGGCGAUCAACGCCAAGCGUAUAGGGGAACCAAUACCAGAAGGUUGGGCAGUUGACAAACAAGGUAAAAGUAUCACGGACCCUAACUUUGUAUAUGGUAUGCUUCCGCUAGGAGGAGCAGAAAACACUUCUGGCUAUAAAGGGUACGGACUGGCUAUGAUGGUAGAAAUAUUCUGCGGAAUAUUGAGUGGUUCUAACUACGGUCACAACAUAAUAUCAGUUAGCGAUCAAAUCAACAAGGAAGCGAACUUAGGCCAAUGUUUUAUCGCCAUCAAUCCAGAGGCAUUCGAAGAAGGAUUCUUAGACCGUAUGACAGAACUGCUCAAUUACUGCAGGAAUUUAGAUCCAGUUGAAGGGGAAACAGAAGUAUUAGUGGCAGGUGACCCGGAAAGAAAGCAUAUGGAGAAAUGUGACCAACAGGGCGGUAUACUCUACCAUCCUGAACAAAUUAAACAUGCUAAUUCAAUAGCUACCUCAUGUAACGUACAGCCAAUGAAGAUUUUGAAGACUUUAUCAUGACGUUGUCUCGUAGUUAUUUUCAGUUAUUUUUGUAUGUCGUUAUAUCUUUGCUUACACAAUAAAAUGUUUCUCUCAUAAA